Molecule: messenger RNA, 723 nt
Organism: Mucor mucedo
Lineage: Eukaryota; Fungi; Mucoromycota; Mucoromycetes; Mucorales; Mucoraceae
Exons: 6
Coding region: 1-723 (240 amino acids)
Source: RefSeq, a predicted model, not a curated record
AUGCAAAAGGAUGUUGGCGGUAGAUACAUAGCUAUAAUCGAACAUCCACCCAGACAAAUCUCUAACGCUAUUUACGCCUUACUGUUUUUACCAAUAAUGUUACUGAGUUUUGGAUCAAACGAAAUAGCAACUGCUGGUGUAGGAGUAGAUUUUGGUGCUGCGUUGCGAAUUUCAGGAGUAACAGUGCGUCUGAUUUGGGAAUAUAUGAAAAAGUUGUGCCCCAUUGGACUUACAAAGCCGUAUAUUUUAAAUGUUCGGUGGAGGAUAUUUCUAAACACAUGCAGAAGCUCCAAUGAGGAUGCAAAGCUACCAUUUCUAAAGAAAAAUUUAGGAUGCUUCUUAAUAUGUAAUUCGAUGGCCAAUUUGAAAGGAAACGAAAUGGCCUUCUUUUUUAUAAUGUUCGGUUUUUUAAUGGCAACAUUCGCUCAUGGCUCUAUUGAAUUCACUGCUUUGAAGAAUCUGCAGGAAUGUCUCUCUAUGAAUAAUGGCGUGGCUGUGAAAGCUUGCUUUUCCCUGACUGAAGUGUGUGAUAUCAUUGCGGUCUUUGGUGGGCGCUUUGGAAAAAAACGAUCUUUUUCUUCGCUUCAAUUUCUAAAUGACGACAUCUGUUUGUACUGCCUUCGAAGCGGUACAUAUGCACUCAAGAAUAAAGAGCUUGUUUUUAUUCAUUACACUUUCUUAAUGGCGACAUCAAGCCAAGACUUUGCUGGAAUCCGUCUCUAG